AUGGAUCCUCCCCCUCCUUGGGAAUUCCUGGGAUGGAGACCCCCAGGAUUGAAUCCCCCUCACCUGACAAGCCCGGGAUGAAGGCAUGCGACCCCCCCCGGAAUGCCCAGGAUUGGGACCCCCGGGAAGAGACACCCACUCCCUCUCCCCUGGGAAUCCCCCCUGGAUGGGCAUUUCCCGGGAUGGGCCCCCCUUCCACGGCCUCCCCUGGUUGGGACCCCCGACCCUUCUUUGGGGGGUCCCCUGGGACGGUCCCGGCCACGGCGGCACGUGCGCGGUGUCCCCCCCCUCACCGGUCCGUGACGUCACGGGCGGGGCCGGACCGGGAGAUCCCGGACCAGGUUCUGUGCAGAUCCCGUGCCUUUCCCGUGUGGCUCCCGUGUCUCAGCCAUGGAGCAGACCCGGCCCUGGGCCCCCCUGAGCCCCGCGGACUUUGCGCAGCUGCAGAAGUACCUGGACUACAGCAGCCAGAGGGUGCAGGAUGUGCUGCAGGAUUUCGGCGGUGGGGAGGCCCUGGCUCAGCCCCACCAGGGCAAGAGCCUCGACCUCGAGGGGUUCUCGCGGUUCCUGCGGAGGUACCUGGAGAGCGACGAUGUCCCGGAGCAGCUUUGCCAGCGGCUCUUCGCCUCCUUCCAGAGUCAGGACGGUGAGGGGGCUCGUGGGGGCGGGGCAGGGGGUCCUGGACGGGCUUUUGGGAUCCCUGGGGGGCUCACGGGGUCCGUCCUCACAGGCAGCGACUGCGUCUCCCUGAGCGACGUCUCCUGCUACUUCUCCCUUCUGGAGGGGGGGCGCCCCCAGGACAAGCUGGAAUUCUCCUUCAAGCUGUAUGACAAGGACGGGAACGGGGUUCUGGACAGCUCGGAGGUGGAUCGGAUCAUCACCCAGAUGAUGAGGGUGGCCCAGUACCUGGACUGGGAUGUGACAGAGCUGAAGCCGAUCCUGCAGGAGAUGAUGCGGGAGAUCGACUACGACGGCAGCGGGACGGUGUCUCUGGGCGAGUGGCUGCGUGGUGGGGCCACCAACAUCCCGCUGCUGGUGCUGCUGGGGCUCGAGGGGGACAUGAAGGACGACGGGCAGCACCUCUGGCGCCUGAAGCAGUUCUCGCGUCCCGCCUUCUGCAACGUGUGCGAGGGGCUGCUGGUGGGGCUGCGGAAACAGGGGCUGCGCUGCUGCCUGUGCCGGUUCACGGUGCACGAGCGCUGCGCCCGCCACGCCCCCCACAACUGCAUCAGCACCUACGCCAAGAACCGCAGGGAGGCCGAGGUCCAGGCCCACGUGUGGGUGAAGGGCGGCUGUGACGGUGCCAAGUGUGGCGGGUGCCAGAGGAAGAUCCGGAGCUUUCAGAGCCUGACGGGGCUGCACUGCGUGUGGUGCCACCGCAAGAUCCACGAGGAGUGCCAGCCUCUCAUGCCCCCAGCCUGCGACUGUGGGGCCCUGCGGGACCACAUCCUGCCUCCCGCUGCCAUCUACCCCGUCCUGCUGGAGAGGCAGGACAGCCAGAGGGACAACGGUGGGACCCCGGUGGAGGAGACCCCCCAAGUGUUCACCACCCCUGAGGGGCAGGCGCUGCGGGUCAGCCCCCCCCCCGAGACCCACCCGCUCCUUGUCUUCGUCAAUCCGAAGAGCGGAGGGAAACAGGGGGAGAGGGUGCUCCGGAAGUUCCAGUACCUGCUCAACCCCCGGCAGGUUUACAACCUGCAGCAGGGAGGCCCCAUGCCUGGGCUCGAUUUCUUUCGGGAUGUGCCGGAUUUUCGCGUCCUGGUGUGCGGCGGGGACGGCACCGUGGGCUGGAUCCUGGACGCCAUUGACAAAGCCAACCUGCCCCACCGUCCGCCCGUGGCUGUGCUGCCCCUGGGCACUGGGAACGACCUGGCCCGCUGCCUGCGCUGGGGGGGAGGGUAUGCGGGGGAGGACCUGGGCAGGAUCCUGCGGGAGCUGGAGGGCGGCACCGUGGUGCAGAUGGACCGGUGGAGGCUGGAGGUGCUGCCCCAGGACCCGGCGGCCGAGGGGGACCCGGUGCCCCAGGGGAUCAUCAACAACUACUUCUCCGUCGGGGUGGAUGCCUCCAUCGCCCACCGGUUCCACGUCAUGCGGGAGAAGCACCCGGAGAAAUUCAACAGCAGGAUGAAGAACAAGCUCUGGUACCUGGAAUUUGCCACCUCUGAGACCCUUUUCUCCACCUGCAAGAGGCUCAAGGAGCACCUGAGUGUGGAGGUUGGCGGGACCCCCCUGGAGCUGGGGGGAGCCCUGGAGGGGCUGGCAGUGCUCAACAUCCCCAGCACCCACGGGGGGUCCAACCUGUGGGGCGAGACCCGGCGGGCACUGGGGCCCAGCACGGCGCAGCCCCCCAACAUCACCGACAGCGAGACCCUCCGGAGCUGCGUGCAGGACCUGGGUGACAGGCGGCUGGAGGUGGUGGGGCUGGAGGGGGUUCUGGAGAUGGGGCAGAUCUACACCGGGCUGAAGAGCGCGGGGACACGACUGGCGACCUGCUCCGAGCUCACCCUGAGGACACUGAAGGCCCUGCCCAUGCAGGUUGAUGGGGAGCCCUGGAUGCAGCCGCCCUGCACAAUCAGGAUCACCCACAAGAACCAGGUGCCGAUGCUCAUGGCUGCCCCGCCCCGUUCCUGUGGCUUCUUCGGCACCAAGAGGGGUUCCCUCGAGGCCUGAGGGGGCUGGGGGGGCCGGGGGGGCGCCCCCAAGCUGUGCCUGGGCAGGCAAUACAGGCCAACCCUCCCUACAUCCCCCGUCCCCAGCAGGAGCAAGGGGGGCUGUGCCCCUCCCUAUACCCAGGGGUGCUCAGAGCCUGGGGGUGCUGGGGGGUACGGGGGGGCUGCAUGGAGCCCCCCAGGGUACAGCGCAGUGGCCAGAGCCCCCCACCCUGUCUGGCCCCCUCGCUAUUUAUUCCCACCCCAAUUUCAAGUGCCUCUCGCAGUAAUAAAGCUGGUGUUGUAAUAAACACUGGGGCUGGUUGUGUCCCCCGGCCCCCCAGGCCCCCCCAGACACAUGACCAGGUGGAGGCACCGGCGCAGCUGAGCCUUUAAUCUU
Molecule: messenger RNA, 3048 nt
Organism: Myiozetetes cayanensis
Lineage: Eukaryota; Metazoa; Chordata; Aves; Passeriformes; Tyrannidae
Gene: DGKA
Product: diacylglycerol kinase alpha
Exons: 23
Coding region: 391-2670 (759 amino acids)
Biological process (GO): diacylglycerol metabolic process; intracellular signal transduction; lipid phosphorylation
Cellular component (GO): plasma membrane
Molecular function (GO): calcium ion binding; ATP-dependent diacylglycerol kinase activity
Source: RefSeq, a predicted model, not a curated record